AAUUUGCUUUGAAAACCGGAAAUGACACCGAUGUUAUAAAAAAAAGAUGGGAGUUUGGAAGCCGGACGAAAAAGUAGUGAAAAACGUGAACUCACAAACUAUUUCACAGUCACAGUAAGCAUAAUUAUCAUUGGAAUAAGUUCAUGUAGAGGCAGCUCUUCACUAUUUCACCUUCAGUGAGUGAUUGAUCCGAAUUCUCCCCAAGGCAGCUAUGGAUGACUCCAAGAAGAGAAGAACCUGGUAAUUCACGACCUGCAACUCUUCAGAUUAUCUCUGAUUUCCUUCACGAUUCCAAGACAACACCAAGAAUGCUCGAUCUGAAAAACAGGGCCGUUUGUAACCCAUUCAGAAAAGGCUUCAGGGCAUCUUUUGCUACCCACCAUCUCAGCGUGGAUCUCUGAUCCGCCAGUGAUCCGUCAUGGAUAACAACGUACUGGACAUUUUGCCCAACUUUGGGGUCCAAUUGCCAGUGAUCCCCCUGACUUUUACGAACCUGGUUUCCUGGAUCGCCUCAUUUUUCAUGAUCUUUGGAGGAAUCAUUCCAUUUGUGCCCCAGUACAUGGACAUCCGAAGGACUGAAAAUGCCGACGGCUUUUCUACAUAUGUGUGCCUAACUCUAAUGGUGGCUAACAUAUUGAGAAUAUUAUUCUGGUUUGGCCAUCCAUUCGAGUUGCCUCUUCUAGCACAGAGCAUCAUCAUGCUGUUCACCAUGAUGGCAAUGCUACAUCUCUGCACUAAGGUCAAUCGCAUCCAGGAAAUCACAAUCAGGAAACGUAGAUUUAUAGAUUUUGAGACGAAGCAUUUUUGGAAUUGGACGUACUUUGUGGACUAUGUCAUUUUUAUUACCGUCUUCUCCAUACUGGGCGGAGUGAUCACAUACUUUCUAGCUGGCCAAUCCAUCUUUGUGGAAAUCUUGGGAUUUUUAGCCGUAUUUGUUGAAGCCAUGCUGGGCAUGCCACAGUUUUAUCGCAACUUCCAGAACAAGUCUACAGUGGGUAUGAGUAUAAAAAUGGUGUGCUGUUGGUUUUCGGGUGACAUCUUCAAGACCAUUUACUUCAUCCUCAAGCAGGCGCCGGCCCAGUUUUGGGUGUGCGGUAUCAUGCAGGUCACCAUCGACGUGGCCAUCUUGACCCAGGUCUGUUACUACACCAACAAGCCGCCCCAGAAGGUCGUCAAGAUAGCCGCAACGGAGAACGUUCACAUAUCAUGAUCAUGGGAAAUAGCUUGAGUUCCUUCAAUUAAAAGACAGGAAAACUGGGGACAAUUUUUAUUGAAAAUAAGAUUGUGAUCCAGCAUGAAAAAACCUGAAACCUUCCUUCAAACAGGAGUUAAGCUACAUGUACCUUCAAAAAAAGUUUCAAUAUGCGCAUUUUCUAUCUGCUUUGUGUUGCAGGCCUUAUGCAACAGUCUGAAAACAUGCACAUGUACAUGUACUGUACAUUGUACAUGCUGCUUUUAGGUAUCACAUGAUAGGAUACGUCUUGAGAAUUUCAAUGCUGGACAAAAUUACCAAAAAAUUAGAAACUUGUGUCAGAUGUUUACAAAUCAACAUAGUCCUCUUCCUACUUUUUUAAAAAAUCCAGCACACCUGUUGCAUUUACCUUAACCGAUUUUUUUUUAAAAACCCAAACAUUUAAAGACCUGCUUUUUUUCUGAAAUCGGGUUUUGUUGUGCUGCAUCACAAGUAUUUUAUGAUGGUGCUACUAUCCUGUCUGUGUUGCGUAGCCUUAGAAUGAAAUUGGUAUCAUUCCAAGAGAUAGGAUCUCAUGAAUCAGUACCCUCUAGUUUUGUUAUGCAUAUACAUGUAUUGGUUUUAGUUUUGAUUCCAGGGGAACAAUGCUUAGAGGCUGUAGUUAAUUUAUUGUCACUUUUUCCUCCUUUCAUACAGAUGCAUUGAGUUCAAUUUUGUAACUUGUCUGCGCAUGCAUUGCAUCCUUCAGACACCGUAAAGAUGCUUGCGUACUAGCGCCAUCUUUUGUUCAUGCACAAAGUCAGAUGAGAAUCGUUGGUACCUAUGGCUGGUAAUCUUAAUGAAGAUACAAACAUAAUGCAUGUGCAGGUUCAUUUAUGUUUGCAUUAUGUUUAAUUGAACCAGAUAUUAUACCAUCAUUUUAAUUGUUCUACCAUCGUUAUAAAUGUGUCAUAAUUGAUUGGGGAUUUAGUUAGUUUUGACAAAUUCUGGGAUUUUUUGUUUGUUUAAGUUUUAGAAGGAAUUUUUCUGCUGUAAUGGGGUAGAUUUUGAAAUGAGCAAAAAAGUGGAAAAGUAGAACAUUAUUAUUAGCCAAUAAAAUUGGGUUGUGAUUUGUUACAUUGUGAUUUCCUAGGCGGGAUCCCCAAAAUGAAAGUUGUUAAGCUAAACAAGCUGGGAAAUAUUGGCUGCUGGUUUGCGUAAAAAAAACUAAAUCAUCUUAACAAAUUGUUAAGGAUGACAUUGUAGCAAGCAAAACAUUUGUCUCCAUGGGAUUUUCAUACUUUGGCUACAAAAAUCUUUUAACAUAUUUUUGAAAGUUGGAGUGGGCUCUGGAAAUGUAGUAUUUUCAGGCUCCAUCCUUCUUGCACCAUGUUGUUGAGAUUUAAUUCCAUUGCUGUGACAUCAAUAUUUUUUUCAAAGAAACUGCUUUUAAUAUAUGUAAAAUUUUGAUUCGUUUGUAUAUAUUGUUGAGUUUCUUGUGUUUCCAUCUUUAUUGUGCCUACAUGUAUGCCGACAUCAUAAUCGGCCAAUAUGAGAAUUUUUUUUUAGUAACCCUUGACGGGAGAAGUUGAAAAUCAAUAUUAGAUUUGCCCUUCACUGGCAUAUAAACACUGUAUGCUCAGUGUGUUACCUCCCAAGUGAAAGUUGGAAAAAAUCACUCGGGUGGGACUCGAACCCACAACCUCCUGCUUUGUACUGCAGACGUCUUGUCACUUAACCACCGAGCUUGCAGGAUCCGUUAGCUGGUUCGAAUCUGAUGUACAUGUAGCAGGAGUAGUUGCGUUAUGUCCUAAACAAUGAUGUCAUUCUCUUAUUCAACUGGUACCCACUCACAAUUGGUUUCCGGUAUCCUUGUCAUUUUUUGUUUUAAGGGCCUUUCCACGUGUCUGAUAACAAUAGUCAUCAUCUGUGUGAGCACUUUUAGUCUUGUUACAAGGCUGGUUUGUGUUGAUAAAGCCCUCUACCGGUGGUUUUGCUAUAGACGACUCCGGGCACAUGACCACUGUACUACAUGAGGCCCCCUUUAAUGUUUUGGACCACGAGCAAUCGAUCUACAUGUAGCUUAUUAUUGUAUUCAUUAGGACUUAUUUUUACUUCUGAAAAUUAUGUACAACAGGAUGCCAAAGAAUGUCAUUAUAAAAAGUGAAAUUUGUAAUUAUCAAGUUUUUAUGGCCAGUACUGUGUAUAAAAAAAAUGAGAUCAAAAGGGACAUUUGGGAGACAAAUGGCUCAGUAACUUUUCCAAUGAAAUUUAUUAUUUCACAAAACAAAAUCAAAACAAAUUUCACAAUUUAUAUAAGCAACUUGUUUCAAGAGAAUUUCUUUUGUCUGUAAUGGUCUAUACAUGUACACCUAAAUAAAAUCCUGAGGUUAAAACUUACAAUGAAGUUUGGGAGGUAAAAUUUAUACCAAAUAACAUUAAAUGCCCAUCAGGAGAAGUAUCAGCAUAUACCCGACUGCAUUUAACAUUGUAAAUGAACUGUUUAACUGGCAAUUAUGCGUCCUUAAUGGUAUGUAGUGGGUAAUGUAUUAUGAAUGUAUACAUUCUUUCCUCGCCUUCACCUUAAUGGCCUGGGUUCGAUUCCUGCCUUGGUCCACAUGUGGAUUGGUUUGCAGUCUAUACAACAUUUCCUGGGUUUUUCCCAGAAUAUUCUUCUGGGGUUUUCCUCAGUUCCCAUCUCUAAAAGUAAAAUUUCUUAAUUGUCUCCUCUUUGUGCAGAUACGAACAUGAUUAGGAAUUUAUUCAGGUUUGCGAGCUAUAGUGCAUAGGGUGCUUUGAGGAAUCCUUGGUUUCAUUACCAGAAAUAAAUAAUACAAAAUAUCGCUAAUAAAAAUUCUGUUAAAAUAUAUCAUUUACAUGUAUAUCACCUCAGCUGACAGUAAACAUUUGCAAAAUUGAAAUCUGUAUAUUUCAUUGAAAUGUGGAGAUUACCUUGAAUAAAAUCUGAUUUUUAAUAUAUUA
This is a messenger RNA of Patiria miniata (bat star), 4153 nucleotides long. RefSeq names its product solute carrier family 66 member 2-like. The transcript has 5 exons. Gene Ontology annotation, cellular component: trans-Golgi network; endosome. The record is from RefSeq and is a predicted model, not a curated record. Gene Ontology annotation, biological process: phospholipid translocation; retrograde transport, endosome to Golgi. Lineage: Eukaryota; Metazoa; Echinodermata; Asteroidea; Valvatida; Asterinidae. Bases 419 to 1210 code for a protein of 263 amino acids.